Diceros bicornis minor is the source of this 1962-nucleotide messenger RNA. It is a transcript of the gene PRSS53, whose product is annotated as serine protease 53. Gene Ontology annotation, biological process: proteolysis. Bases 1 to 1719 code for a protein of 572 amino acids. The transcript is spliced from 10 exons. Lineage: Eukaryota; Metazoa; Chordata; Mammalia; Perissodactyla; Rhinocerotidae. The record is from RefSeq and is a predicted model, not a curated record. Gene Ontology annotation, molecular function: serine-type endopeptidase activity.
AUGAAGCAGAGCUGGGGACCAGGGCUGCUCAUUCUGGGAGCGGUGGUCCUCACAGAGGGUCUUCAAGCAGCUCAGCCUGCGUGUGGGCAGCGCGGCCCUGGCCCCCCUGAGCCCCAGGAAGGCAACACGGUGCCUGGCGAGUGGCCAUGGCAGGCCAGUGUGAGGAGGCAGGGGGUCCACAUCUGCAGUGGGUCCCUGGUGGCAGACACCUGGGUCCUCACCGCUGCCCACUGCUUUGAAAAGGAAGCAGUGACAGAACUGAACUCCUGGUCAGUUGUCGUGGGUUCUCUGCAGCGUGAGGGCCUGAGCCCAGGGGCUGAAGAGGUGGGGGUGACUGCUCUGCAGUUGCCCAGGGCCUAUAACCACUACAGCCAGGGCUCAGACCUGGCCCUGCUGCGGCUCGCCCAACCCACGGCCCACACACCUCUCUGCUUGCCCCAACCUGCCCAUCGCUUCCCUUUUGGGAUCUCUUGCUGGGCCACUGGCUGGGACCAGGACACCAGCGAUGCUCCCACAACUCUACGGAAUCUGCGCCUGCGUCUUAUCAGCCGCCCCACGUGUAACUGUCUCUACAACCGGCUGCACCAGCGGCUGUUGGCCAGCCCAGCCCGGCCUGGGAUGCUGUGUGGGGGUCCCCAGCCUGGGGUGCAGGGGCCCUGUCAGGGAGAUUCCGGGGGCCCCGUGAUGUGCCGCGAGCCUGAGGGACAGUGGGUUCAGGCUGGGAUCAUCAGCUUUGCAUCAAACUGUGCCCAGGAAGACACUCCUGUGCUGCUAACCAACAUGGCUGCUCACAGCUCCUGGCUGCAGGCUCGAGCUCAGGGGGCAGCCUUCCUGGCCCAAAACCCAGAGACCCUAGAGAUCAGUGAUGAGGACAGCUGUGUAGCCUGUGGCUCCUUGAGGAGAGAAGGUCCCCAGGCAGGAGCCCCCUCCGCAUGGCCCUGGGAUGCCAAGCUGAAGCACCAAGGGAGGCUCGCCUGUGGCGGAGCCCUGGUAUCAGAGGAGGUGGUGCUGACUGCUGCCCACUGCUUCAUUGGGCGCCAGACCCCAGAGGAAUGGAGUGUAGUGCUGGGGGCCGGACCAGAGGAGCGGGGCCUGAAGCAACUCAUCCUGCAUGGGGCUUAUACCCAUCCGGAGGGGGGCUACGAUGUCGCCCUGCUGCUGCUGGCGCAGCCUGUGACACUGGGCCCCAGCCUGCGGCCCCUCUGCCUGCCUUAUGCUGACCACCGCCUACCUGAUGGGGAACGUGGCUGGGUCCUGGGGCUGGCCCAAGGAGCAGGCACCAGCUCCCUUCAGACAGUGCCUGUGACCCUCUUGGGCCCCAGGGCCUGCAGCCGGCUGCAUGCAGCCCUUGGGAGCGAUGGCAUCACCAUUCUGCCAGGGAUGGUGUGUACCAGUGUUGUGGGUGAGCUACCCCGCUGUGAGGGCCUGUCUGGGGCACCACUGGUGCACGAGGUGAGGGGCACAUGGUUCCUGGCUGGGCUACACAGCUUUGGAGAUGCCUGCCAAGGCCCUGCAAGGCCUGCGGUCUUCGCAGCACUCCCCACCUAUGAGAACUGGGUCAACAGUUUGGACUGGCAGGUCUACUUCGCCAAGGAGCCGGAGCCAGAGGCUGAGACUGGAAGCUGCCCGGCCAACAUGAGUAUGUGCCCUGGGGCCUCCCUGCCAACACUUCCCUCUCUAGACCCCUUCUCUCUCAGUCUAGGAAAAGACCUGUUCUGACCCACCUGCAGCUGCCCUCGUUGGGGUGGAGCAGUGGACAGACCCAUCUGGAUUCGAAUUCUCGUUCUUUGUCACUGUGUGACACAGACCAGGCCUCUCAACCUCUUCGAACAUCAAUUUUCUCAUCUGUCAUGGGGGAUAAGUAGCACCUCCUUCCUCUUCCUUCAAGGAAGGGAGGAAAGUUGUGAGAAUGAGGCCAACCCCAUACCUCCUUCCUCUCCCUGACAGGGCAACCACCCGGCU